ACACUUCUCUCUUUCUCUCUCGCACGGUACUCCAUCACCCUCACUGUAAAGGCUUGCCUCAUGCUUCCAUCAUCUGUCAAUUUCCCCCUGUUUUCUUUUUAUAAUUUUCACUUUCUUACAGGACCAGCUAUAGCUAAAGCAACCCCUCUCUCUCCCACUGUAAAAAACAUGAAGGAGAGAGAGAGAGAACAAGAACAGAGAGAGACAUAUGAGUGUGGACAAUGCAGCCGUUGAAGAAGAAAUGAGUGUGAGAUAACAAAGAAUUGUUUAUACUUUGUAAGAGAAUAUCUGAGAGUUUGUGUGUGUGGGAUAAGAAAAAAAUGACGCAAGAUUGCGAGGAGAUAAAGACGAUAGAGCAAUGGAGGUGGUCUGAGCUGCAAGGCCUUGAACUUGUUGUCUCGUCGAACUCGGAGAACUCAGAAGAGAACAGCAACUCCUCGUCUGUUAAACCCCACGACAACAUUAAGGGCAAAGAUGCUUCAGCUGCACAAGAAGAAGAUUCUGUGGAGAGAAGAAAAACAGAAGCGGCAAUGGAAGUUUCCACCUCUGGGGAGAAGAAGGAUGGCGGCGGUGAACCGGAGAAGCCUGGUUCUCAGCCGCCUUCCGUUGGGUUUGGUGAGCUGUUCCGGUUUGCUGAUGGGCUGGAUUAUGUUCUUAUGACUAUUGGUACAGUUGGUGCUGUUGUUCAUGGCAGCUCAUUGCCUUUGUUCCUUCGGUUCUUUGCUGAUCUUGUUAAUUCUUUUGGCUCCAAUGCGAAUAAUGUUGAUAAGAUGACACAAGAAGUUCUCAAGUAUGCGUUUUACUUUCUUAUAGUGGGAGCUGCGAUAUGGGCGUCUUCAUGGGCAGAGAUAUCAUGUUGGAUGUGGACUGGGGAGAGGCAAUCAACAAAGAUGAGGAUCAAGUACUUGGAGGCUGCUUUGAACCAAGACAUUGAAUUCUUUGAUACAGAGGUUCGAACAUCAGAUGUGGUUUUCGCCAUCAACACUGAAGCAGUAAUGGUUCAGGAUGCAAUUAGUGAAAAGUUAGGAAAUUUCUUGCAUUAUAUGGCAACAUUUGUGUCCGGAUUUGUGGUGGGCUUUACUGCAGUGUGGCAACUAGCUUUGGUCACUCUUGCUGUGGUUCCUCUCAUAGCUGUGAUUGGAGCCAUUCACACAGUCACAUUGGCCAAGCUCUCUGGCAAGAGCCAAGAAGCUCUCUCACAGGCAGGAAAUAUUGCAGAACAGACAAUAGUCCAAAUUCGAACCGUCUUGGCAUUCGUCGGUGAAUCAAGAGCGUUACAAGCAUACUCUGCAGCCCUUAAGGUUGCUCAAAAGAUUGGUUACAGAAGUGGAUUUGCAAAGGGAAUGGGCCUUGGAGCUACAUAUUUUACUGUUUUUUGCUGCUAUGCUCUUCUGCUCUGGUAUGGAGGUUACAUGGUUAGGCACCAUUUCACCAACGGAGGACUGGCAAUAGCAACUAUGUUUGCAGUCAUGAUUGGUGGGCUGGCUUUGGGGCAAUCUGCUCCAAGUAUGGCUGCAUUUGCCAAGGCAAGAGUUGCAGCUGCUAAAAUCUUCCGCAUAAUUGAUCACAAGCCGGGUGUUGAGAGAAACAGGAAAUCGGGCUUGGAGUUAGAAUCCAUAACAGGUCAACUGGAGCUUAAAAAUGUGGAUUUUGCCUACCCUUCUAGGCCGGAAACUCGAGUACUCAACAACUUCUCUCUUACUGUUCCAGCCGGAAAGACUAUUGCCUUGGUAGGUAGUAGCGGCUCCGGAAAAAGCACAGUGGUAUCCCUCAUUGAGAGAUUCUAUGAUCCCCCUUCAGGACAAGUCUUGUUAGAUGGACAUGACAUAAAGACACUAAAGUUGAGAUGGCUGAGGCAGCAAAUUGGGCUGGUGAGCCAAGAACCGGCACUUUUUGCCACCACCAUCAAAGAAAACAUACUUUUGGGCAGGCCUGAUGCAAGUUUAAUUGAAAUUGAAGAGGCUUCAAGAGUCGCUAAUGCACAUUCUUUCAUUGUCAAGCUUCCGGAUGGCUAUGAUACGCAGGUUGGGGAGAGGGGAUUGCAACUAUCGGGUGGUCAGAAGCAGAGAAUAGCUAUAGCAAGGGCAAUGCUCAAGAACCCGGCAAUACUACUGUUGGACGAAGCAACAAGUGCACUUGAUUCUGAAUCAGAAAAGCUAGUGCAAGAAGCCCUCGAUCGUUUCAUGAUUGGAAGGACUACUCUGGUGAUUGCUCAUCGUCUCUCCACCAUUCGAAAAGCUGACCUCGUGGCUGUUCUGCAGCAGGGUAGCGUGUCCGAAAUCGGAACCCAUGAUGAGCUCAUUGCCAAAGGAGAAAACGGUUUCUAUGCCAAGCUCAUCAGAAUGCAGGAAGCAGCUCAUGAAGCUUCCCUCAACAAUGCCAGAAAGAGCAGUGCAAGGCCUUCUAGUGCAAGAAACUCAGUAAGCUCGCCAAUAAUCACGAGAAACUCUUCCUAUGGUCGAUCGCCCUACUCAAGAAGAUUAUCCGACUUCUCCACCUCAGACUUCAGCCUCUCCAUGGAUGCUGCGUAUUCAAGUUAUCGGCUUGAGAAGCUUCCGUUCAAAGAGCAAGCCAGUUCUUUCUGGCGCCUAGCAAAGAUGAAUUCUCCUGAAUGGGCUUAUGCUUUGGUCGGCUCCGUAGGCUCUGUUAUUUGUGGCUCUCUUAGUGCAUUCUUCGCCUACGUGCUGAGUGCCGUUCUUAGUGUCUACUACAAUCCAGAUCAUGCUUACAUGAUCAGGGAAAUUGCAAAAUACUGCUAUCUUCUAAUUGGAGUUUCAUCCGCUGCCCUUAUUUUCAACACGUUACAGCAUUUCUUCUGGGAUGUCGUGGGAGAGAACUUGACGAAACGAGUCAGAGAGAAAAUGUUGGUGGCAGUGCUAAAAAAUGAAAUGGCUUGGUUUGACAGGGAAGAGAAUGAAAGCUCCAGAAUCGCAGCGCGGCUGGCUCUUGACGCAAAUAAUGUUAGGUCAGCAAUUGGAGACAGGAUUUCUGUUAUAAUGCAGAACUCAGCUCUUAUGCUAGUUGCAUGUACUGCUGGAUUUGUAUUGCAGUGGCGCCUCGCUCUUGUACUCAUUGCUGUCUUUCCUGUCGUCGUUGCAGCUACAGUCUUACAGAAAAUGUUCAUGAAUGGAUUCUCCGGAGACCUAGAAGCAGCACACUCAAAGGCCACACAGCUAGCAGGGGAAGCUGUAGCAAAUGUAAGAACUGUAGCAGCCUUCAAUUCCGAAUCCAAAAUAGUUGGCCUUUUCACCUCCAGCCUUCAACCUCCUCUCAGCCGCUGCUUCUGGAAGGGACAGAUAGCUGGAAGCGGAUACGGAAUAGCUCAAUUCUUGCUCUAUGGAUCCUAUGCUCUCGGCCUCUGGUAUGCCUCCUGGCUUGUCAAGCACGGAAUCUCUGACUUUUCCAAGACGAUUCGCGUUUUCAUGGUCCUUAUGGUCUCCGCCAAUGGGGCUGCUGAAACACUGACCCUUGCUCCGGACUUCAUCAAGGGCGGCCGUGCAAUGCGCUCUGUGUUUGAACUCCUCGACCGCAGAACUGAAAUCGAGCCCGAUGAUCCGGACGCUACAAUCAUUCCUGACCGCCUCCGUGGUGAAGUGGAAUUCAAGCAUGUCGAUUUCUCAUAUCCCACCAGGCCUGAUAUAGCAAUCUUCCGGGAUCUGAGCCUUCGCGCUCGAGCUGGGAAAACUCUUGCUCUCGUCGGACCUAGCGGCUGUGGCAAGAGUUCAGUCAUUUCACUCAUACAGAGGUUCUAUGAGCCAUCGUCAGGGCGUGUAAUCAUUGAUGGAAAGGAUAUCAGAAAAUACAAUCUGAAGUCACUGAGACGCCACAUUGCAGUGGUGCCACAAGAACCGUGCCUAUUCGCCACAACCAUCUAUGAAAACAUAGCCUAUGGGCAUGAGUCAGCUACUGAAUCCGAGAUAAUUGAAGCAGCAACAUUAGCAAACGCUCACAAGUUCAUAUCAUCAUUGCCUAACGGCUACAAAACAUUUGUUGGGGAGAGAGGAGUACAGUUAUCUGGAGGACAGAAGCAAAGAAUAGCCAUAGCUCGAGCUUUCUUGAGGAAAGCAGAGAUAAUGCUGCUAGACGAAGCCACAAGCGCGCUUGAUGCCGAGUCAGAAAGGUGCAUACAAGAAGCUCUGGACCGUGCUUGUGCUGGAAAAACAACGAUUCUCGUUGCACACAGGCUUUCGACCAUCAGAAACGCGCAUGUCAUUGCAGUUCUUGAUGAUGGCAAAGUAGCGGAACAAGGUUCUCAUUCUCAUUUACUAAAAAGUUAUCCUGAUGGGAUAUAUGCGCGCAUGAUACAGUUACAAAGAUUCUCGCAUGGGCAAGCUGUGAGCAUGGUGGCAUCUGCAGGUUCGAGUUCUUAGGGGCGGCAUCAGGAUCGGGAGGUGCAGUGAUGGUUAUGAAAGGUACAAGUAGAAAGGAUCAUAUCUUGAAUACCUCCCAAGUUGAUUUUGGAUCUCUUACAUUUUGUCAUAGCAUAGCAUGUGUAUUAAUAUCUAAAUUUUAUGAAUACAUAGCUGUUUCCUGUGCCUCAAAUCUGUUUAUGAAUCUACACUUCCAAUGCCAAAUAGCAUCCCCAUUUUUUCAGACU
Molecule: messenger RNA, 4597 nt
Organism: Sesamum indicum (sesame)
Lineage: Eukaryota; Viridiplantae; Streptophyta; Magnoliopsida; Lamiales; Pedaliaceae
Product: ABC transporter B family member 1
Biological process (GO): oligopeptide export from mitochondrion
Cellular component (GO): mitochondrial inner membrane
Molecular function (GO): ABC-type oligopeptide transporter activity; ATP hydrolysis activity; ATP binding
Source: RefSeq, a predicted model, not a curated record